UCUCCUUCUGAAUGAAGACAAAUCUCAUUGGCAUCCCAUGCAAGUAGGCGAAUGGCUGGGUUUCGUGAUUAACACUAUUACUAUGUCUUUUCAUAUUCCUGAAAGGAAGAUGGAAAAGCUUAAGAGUCUUUUAGGCUCUGUAACUGGAGAUACGUCGUCCUCGUAUCGAGAAUUGGCCAGAAUCGCCGGUUCUAUAAUUUCUAUAGCCUUGGCAGUGGGGCCCAUUUCACGUCUUCUAACCAGGCAAAUGUACCUGGCAAUUGAAUCACGAUCAGCGUGGGACCACGCCCUUCGUUUUUCCCCGGCUCUUUUGGAGGAGUUGAGAUUUUGGUACAGCAAUAUCGACUCGUUUAAUGGCUAUUCUCUUCGUCCACCCCUUGAUUCGUCGACGGUUAUUUUCUCUGAUGCUAUUGAUGUCGCCUUCGGCGGGUUUUCGGCCUCCUUGGACGGCGUAAUGGCUAGCGGCAUGUUCACGUCUGAAGAUCUUGGUCAGAGCUCCACGUACCAUGCUAAAUGGGGUCCUUAUACAUUCGACCGCUUCGCGACCUACUACAAUGCUCAGCUCCCUCGGUUUAACUCGAGGUUUGCCUCACCCGGAUGCAGUGGGGUCAACGCAUUGGCACAAGACUGGAGCGCCGAAAACAACUGGAUAUGUCCCCCAGUUAGUCUGAUCGUCGAUUCUGUUCGUCAUCUCAUGUCUUGCUUUGGCCGCAGGACAUUGAUCAUCCCCGAAUGGCCCUGCGCUCAUUUUUGGCCUUUCUUGCGUGAAGGGUCUUCUCGGUUUAGCUCGUAUGUCGCGGAAGUGUUUGUUCUGCCUGCAGUCGAGGAUCUACGAUUGGAGGGUCCUGGUCAGAAGCAGAUCUAUAAGUCUCGACCUUCUAUUUUUCGUCGUUGUCCGAAGUUCAGAAUGUUGGCUUUGCGUUUAGAUUUUAGGUGAGUUGUCUAGCCUUCGUGGCAUACUUUUUGAGCCCGGCGGUGCACUUUUUCCGGUAUCUUUUUUGGUUACGCAUAUUUGGAUUUUUUGGCGCAUUUUAGAGCCUGAUUUGGCGUAUGUUUUUAGCCUUAUGUGGCGUGUCUUGAGGCCUAAGUUGGCUAAUGUUCGGCCCGAUGGG
This is a messenger RNA of Stylophora pistillata, 1112 nucleotides long. RefSeq lists its product as uncharacterized. Lineage: Eukaryota; Metazoa; Cnidaria; Anthozoa; Scleractinia; Pocilloporidae. The record is from RefSeq and is a predicted model, not a curated record.